This is a messenger RNA of Rana temporaria (common frog), 2543 nucleotides long. It is a transcript of the gene UBA2, whose product is annotated as ubiquitin like modifier activating enzyme 2. The transcript has 17 exons. The coding region runs from base 73 to 1998 and encodes 641 amino acids. Gene Ontology annotation, cellular component: SUMO activating enzyme complex; cytoplasm. NCBI's taxonomy places the organism in Eukaryota, Metazoa, Chordata, Amphibia, Anura, Ranidae. The record is from RefSeq and is a predicted model, not a curated record. Gene Ontology annotation, molecular function: SUMO activating enzyme activity. Gene Ontology annotation, biological process: protein sumoylation.
GGUGUCGCUGUGUCCCGCUCUUGGCGCGCCUUCCGCCCGGCGUCUCUCUGGUGUCUCCCGCGCGGUGUGAAGAUGGCUGUAUCGGGCGCUCUGCGGGCGGAUUUGGCUCGGGCGGUGGAGGGGAGUCAGGUGUUGGUGGUCGGGGCGGGAGGAAUCGGCUGCGAGCUGCUGAAGAACCUCGUGCUGACCGGAUUCACCCAACUGCAUGUGAUUGAUCUGGACACCAUUGAUGUCAGCAACCUGAACAGACAAUUCCUCUUCCAGAAGAAGCAUGUCGGCCGCUCUAAGGCUCAGGUGGCGAAGGAGAGCGUCCUCCAGUUCUGUCCUAGCGCUAACAUCACCGCGUACCAUGACAGCAUCAUGAAUGCAGAGUACGAUGUGGAAUUCUUCCGGAAAUUCACUCUGGUGAUGAACGCCUUGGACAACAGAGUUGCCCGGAAUCACGUGAACCGGAUGUGCCUGGCGGCGGAUAUUCCCCUGAUUGAGAGCGGCACGGCCGGGUACCUCGGACAAGUCACCGUCAUCAAGAAGGGUGUCACCGAGUGCUAUGAGUGCCGACCCAAACCCACCCAGAAGACCUUCCCCGGGUGCACCAUCCGCAACACUCCCUCCGAGCCCAUCCACUGCAUUGUCUGGGCCAAAUACCUCUUUAAUCAGUUGUUCGGGGAGGAGGAUGCCGACCAGGAGGUGUCACCAGACACUGCCGACCCCGAGGCCUCCUGGGAUCCCACAAAGGCCGCAGAGCGAGCUAAAGCCUCUAAUGAAGACGGAGACAUCAAGAGGGUGUCGACCAAGGUGUGGGCCCGGGACAUCAGUUACGACUCUGUGAAACUCUUCAAUAAGCUAUUCAAAGACGAUAUCCGUUACCUGCUGACGAUGGACAAGCUGUGGCGGAAGAGGACAGCUCCUGUGCCAUUGGACUGGGCCAGCCUGCAGGACGGCGAUAAAGACUCCGAACAGAAGAAAGAUUCCCCCGCCAUUGGUUUAAAGGAUCAGCAAGUGUUGGAUGUCGCCGGGUACGCAGAACUCUUCUCCCACAGUGUGAAGACAUUAUGGGGGCAGCUGAAGGAAAAGGGAGAUAACUCCUCACUUGUAUGGGACAAGGACGAGCCCCCAGCGAUGGACUUCGUUACGUCAGCUGCCAAUCUUCGGAUGCACAUCUUCAGCAUGAACAUGAAAAGCCGCUUCGAUAUAAAGUCCAUGGCGGGGAACAUCAUCCCGGCAAUCGCUACCACCAACGCCAUCAUAUCCGGGCUGAUUGUACUGGAGGGCCUGAAAAUCUUAUCAGGAAGUCUGGAGCAAUGCAGAACGGUGUAUCUGAGUAAACAGCCCAAUCCGCGCAAAAAGCUGCUGGUUCCCUGCGUGCUGGAUCGCCCCAACCCCGACUGCUACGUGUGCGCCAGCCGGCCGGAGGUGACAGUGAAGCUGAAUGUCCACAAGUUGACGGUGCAAUCGCUACAGGACAAGAUAAUCAAGGAGAAGUUUGGGAUGGUGGCUCCUGACGUCCAGAUAGAAGAUGGCAAAGGCACAAUCCUCAUCUCCUCUGAGGCUGGGGAGACGGACGCCAACAACAACAAGAUGUUGUCCGAUUUUGGCAUUCGGAACAACACGCGGCUCCAGGCGGAUGACUUUCUGCAGGAUUACACCCUCCUGAUCAACGUACUGCACAGGGAGGAUUUGGAGAAAGAUGUGGAGUUUGAAGUUGUGGGAGAUGCACCUGAAAAGGCUCCACCGCAACCAGCAGAAGGGGCCAGUACUACCAGUAUUACCAAUGGCAGCGAUGAUGGAGCACAACCCUCAACAUCCACAGCACCAGAACAAGAUGAUGUGCUGAUCAUGGAUUCAGACGAGGAGGCUCCGUCUUCCAGCAACUCUGAUGUCAACAUGGAGAGCGCCACUCUAAAGAGGAAGCUGUCGGAAGAUGAAGUCGUGAGCAGUAAAAAGAAGCGUGUGGAUCCAGCAGAGGAGCAGGAUGAUGACAUCAUUGCGCUGGACUGAGCACCCCCUGCACACUGCUACAAAUUUUCAUAUUUUGUUAUGUGACUUCUGUUAGGGUGUGUUAAACGUCUGUAGCUAGAACUCCCCGCCCCCUCGUCACGCCAUCCAAUCCAGCGGGCCUCUUCUUUUGCGAUUCUCUGCCAUUUGAAAGCCAUGAUUUAAUUAUGUGCUUGUGGCUGUUGUGUGCGGCGGGACCCCUUCUUCGGUUACACGUUUAGCACGCCAUACUGUGGUAUCCGGAUACGUUUUUUGUAUUUAUGUUUGUACGUAUUUUUUAUACCUAGGUUAGAAAAGGGACUUUCUAGAGCAGAAUGUUUCUCACACCCAACAAAGCGCAGCAUCACGUACCCUUGGCUCCCUGCAGGGGGGAGAGUUCUCCUGCAGUGACGGGUGCUCAGUACGUUACUGUAAGCCGGACGCUGUCCAUGCUCGGCAAGAACUGUGUGCUUUGUUUUCAGGUUAUUUAUAUUCCUUGUUUUGUAAAACUCAGUACUGCUCCUUACUGUAUCCUCUGAAAGGACCAAAUAAAAACACGUCUUGUAUAA